UUUAGCGGCUGUCACGUGAUAACCAGGAAGGGAGCGACCGCUCAGCUCUAAUAGCAGUUGAGUGAAAGUGGGAGAAGGGACGGCUGUCAGCAUGAGAGAGGCGGAGACGGCGCCAGAGACAGCUGGAGGGACAGUGCGAGAGACGUGAAGAGACUGCCCUUCAGAGAGCAGAGCUGGUGCUGAAGAGCUGACACUCACCCACCCAAAGUGAGUCUGCACUCAGAGAGUGGGCUUUGGAGAAAUGUUAUGUAGAAGCUGCCAGCGCAGUGCAAAGAUUGACAGACUGGACCCAAACAUGAGUACAUUCACUCACACAGCCAGCACACAGGUGUAGGAGAUACACCCAGAUACCAGCAUUGACACAGAGACUGCUUGCUCAACCAGGAGGCACUGACUGGAGGCAGACAUGGUGAAUUCUGGAGACAAAGGCUUCAAGAGAGAGAGAGUUAUACACUGAGCCACAGCUUGGAUCCUGAGAUACAGCUCUGCUCCAGGCAAGGGUGGACCUAGAAACACAGCUCUGCUCCAGGCAAGGUUGGGUCCAGAAACACAGCUUUGGUCCAAACAAGGUUGGACCCAGAAACACAGCUUUGGUCCACACAAGGUUGGACCCAGAAACACAGCUUUGGUCCACACAAGGUUGGACCCAGAAACACAGCUUUGGUCCACACAAGGUUGGACCCAGAAACACAGAUUUGGUCCAAACAAGGUUGGGUCCAGAAACACAGCUUUGGUCCACACAAGGUUGGACCCAGAAACACAGCUUUGGUCCACACAAGGUUGGACCCUGGUCCACACAAGGUUGGACCCAGAAACACCGAUCUAACAAGGUUAGAUCUAGAGACUCAGCAAGGGGUUAAAUACACAGGCACCUCCUGAAAGAAGAGUGAGAGCAGAGGGACUUGUAUCUAGAAACAUAUUUUGGAGGUGAGGAGGUGACCUUAUGAGACUUAAACCCCAAGGUAUACCUUGCAGACAUCACUUUCAAUAAUAGCUGGAGGGAGUGUAGAUGGGGUGCUGGCCACCUUUGUGACAUUAAUUUAAGAGCACUGCACAAUGCAGAGCUUCCCAUGGUUCAUUUUCUUGGGCUGUGUGCUGUCCACCACGUUAACACAAGCCAUUCCAGAAAACCACAACGAGUCUGAACAGCGUGCAGAUUCCAUCACUGACAUUCCUGCCGUUAAUCAAGGAUUGGGAUUAUCUUUUCUCUCUGUCACACCUCCCAAUCCCAGCACGUGGUCCUCUUCCCUGCCCCUUCCCACUCAUAAAUCUGCAGGAAUUUUACAGAUUGGAGAUGGUUGUUGCUUACAGUAUGAUUUUCCAGAACACAGCAGAGGUGUGAUUGUGAUCAGUGCUGGAUCGGCUGCUCACAGUGCAACCCUCACCGUCCUGUCCCUGGAUACAUCCGUACUUGAGAUCUUGAACGUGAGCCGUAGCGCUGAGGGAUUGCCAGGGAAAUUCCUGGCACAAAUCAAGUCUGGCAUGGCCGGUAUGGCACCCCUUGUCCUGCGACUGCAACAGCAAGGAUCAGUGAUUGAUGAAAGAGGGGACUUUUCCAUACAUGUGGUUCCCCGCGAAGCACCAGAAUAUACAGGGUCUACAGCAAGUCACUUCUCUGAAAGUCCCCUCCUCUAUGCACUGCUGCCUCUACUCUUUAUUAACAAAUGUGCCUUUGGAUGCAAAGUGGAUCUGGAAGUGUUGAAGGGUCUAAUGGGUCGGCCGCACCCAGUGCUACUGGGAAUUUUGGGUCAGUUUGUGUUGAUGCCACUAUACGCAUACCUCCUGUCCUUGCUUCUCGGCCUCUCUCAGCCACUAGCAUUAGGACUGGUGGUUACCUGCUCUUCUCCUGGUGGUGGCGGGGGCUAUCUUUACAGCCUUUUGUUGGGUGGUGAUGUUACCCUAGCUAUAUCAAUGACCCUGGUUUCUACAGUAGCUGCAGUAGGCCUGAUGCCACUUUCUUCCUCUCUCUAUGGACAUUUUCUUGGAGUCCAUCAGACAUUACACAUACCCUUCUUUAAGAUCCUGGCCACACUGCUUUUCAUAGCCGUGCCGAUCUCUACAGGCAUGGUAAUUAAAUGGAAAUUUCCCCAGGUGUCACGGCUUCUGCUGCUCCUCAUUAAGCCAUUUAGUGUUUUACUGAUGGUGGGUGGACUAGUCAUGGCCUACCAGAUGGGAUCUUCUCUACUAAGCCAGGUGCCCACUACCCUGGUGGUAGCUGGACUAAGUGUACCUCUCGUGGGAUUGAAUGCAGGCUACCUACUUGCAUCUUGUCUAAAGCUUCCCAUUGCCCAUCGUCGAACAGUCAGCAUAGAGGUUGGGGUACAGAAUAGCUUGUUGGCCCUUGCAGUCCUGCAACUUUCUUUUCAACGUGCUGAGGCUGACCUGUCUUCUCAGGCUCCAUUCCUGGUGGCACUAAGUGGGACAUCCGAGAUGUUAUUGUUGGUCCUGUUACAUAUAAGCUACAAAAAGCUCAAAGACUAUCUCUGAGGAGGAUACUGAGUAUUUACGAUAUAAAUUAUGCCAUCCUGCUUAAAAAAUAACAGAAGUUUACAUGUAUUAAUUCCCGGCCUCGUGCACUUUUUGUGUUCUUCUCCUGUGGGGGGUGGCACAAAUUCCUCCAAUUUUGUUAUUGUCCAUUUCAUAAGUUUGCACUUGUACUUUCUUUUUUACAUGCCUAUGUUUGUCUAAUUACUGGGCUUCAAACCCUUGUGCAAUAUUAUGGUAAAGUCAUGUCCUUUUUUUUGCGUCCCCAAUUCAUCUAAUAAUUUAUCAAUGUUGGUCAGGUAGAAAUAGUCCCUUUUUUGCACCCCAGAGCUUAAUGCUAAUGAGUAUCUCCUAUUUAACUUACUCGUGGAAGGUAAAUUCCAGUUCCUUAUAUCUAUUUAAAAGUUUACUAUUAUAUACCAUAAGAAUAAGUUCCCCUCUCAGAUACAUGCUUCGUUUGCCAUUUCAUACACGUUGAUCUAGGCCAAAGCUCUGUGUUCAGUAAGCUUCAUGCACUGAAGGGAAAAACUGUUAUUUUUAUAGGGGUGAUUUUUGUAAUGUUAAGCAGGGUAAUGGUCAGGUAUCUUUUUUUUUUUUUUUGUCAUACAUGUAAAUAAAAUAAUGAAGAGUAA
Molecule: messenger RNA, 3116 nt
Organism: Pelobates cultripes (western spadefoot toad)
Lineage: Eukaryota; Metazoa; Chordata; Amphibia; Anura; Pelobatidae
Source: the annotation of a GenBank genome assembly